Molecule: messenger RNA, 1650 nt
Organism: Exophiala aquamarina CBS 119918
Lineage: Eukaryota; Fungi; Ascomycota; Eurotiomycetes; Chaetothyriales; Herpotrichiellaceae
Exons: 1
Coding region: 1-1650 (549 amino acids)
Source: RefSeq, a predicted model, not a curated record
AUGGCCCAAGCGAAUAAUGAAGCAGGUCUGACUUCCCCAUUGGAUUAUAGACGGACAAAAAUCAUUAAGACAACUCAUGGACCGGUGCAAGGGAUUUUGGAAGAUGGCAUGCAAAAAUUCGUCGGAAUACCAUAUGCCCUGCCACCAGUAGGGGACUUGCGUUGGAAGCCACCAGUAUCACCGCUUCUUUGGGAAGAGCCCCUCGAGGUAGUGGAAUUCGGACCUAUCUGCGCUCAAACUUCAAUCUGCUUUCCGGGGUUUGGCUCAACCAGCUCGACUGAGGAUUGCCUUUAUCUCAAUGUUUUCAAACCCGAAAAUCAUGAACCACACCAUCAGUCAAAAGCACCUGUCAUGGUAUUCAUUCAUGGUGGAGGGUACUCGUGUGGCGCCAGCAACGACUACAACCCCGAGAGCCUUGUCAAGGACGGUCAGGUCGUGUUCGUAUCGCUCAACUAUCGAGUCAGCAUGUUCGGGUUCUUCUCUCAUCCAGAGAUCAACAGGGAGGGCCAUCCAUCCGGAAAUUAUGGUAUCAUGGACCAACAGUUGGCUCUGAAAUGGGUCCGUGAGAAUAUUGAACGAUUCGGUGGUAACAAGGAAAAUAUCACGGUCUUCGGCGAAUCAGCCGGAGGAGGGAGCAUCCUUGCACAUAUCGCAGCUCCUAGCUCCCGUGGAUUGUUUCACAAAGCCAUCAUAGAGAGUGGAGGCGCGCCGCCAACCAUGCCAUUCCCAUCCGUUGAGAAGCUCGAGUCGCUCGGAGUUGCCCUUACCAAGGCAGCUGGUUGCACUGAACAGACACCAAAAAGCUUAAGAUCAAUUCCGGUUGAAGCCCUCUUGGAGGCUGAUAAGAUAGACGAAGGGCAGUUUGGAAUUGGCAAGUUCCCAUUUGGGUUGAUGGAGGACGGAAUGAUUGUGGUCAGAGACCUUCGAGACAAAUUCUCACGCGGCGAGUUUAACAGGAUACCCAUGAUAAUCGGCGUAAACAGGGAUGAGUUCACCUGGUUUCAGGCAAUGUCGGAGCUACGUUCAGGAAAGGCCAUUUCCGCUGAAGAAUAUCCUGAGACUUUGAGUGCCACGAUCGAUCUCCUCAAUCGAUUGCACUUGAAUGGAGUAAUAGUUCCUCAAAGUGCUAUUCCACAGGUACUUGAAAAAUAUCCUGCUCAAGAAUAUGAAAGCGCGAGUAGGGCGCUUGCAGCUGUCGUCGGAGAUGCAGGUCUGAUAUCCACUGCUGGCCGGCGUGCUACCAGAAUUCUUGCAAGGUAUUGUCCUCAGGUAUUUGCGUAUGAAUUCGACGUACCAGAUACGCCUUGUCCAUGGCCAGAGGUAUCAUUUUCGUACGGAUCGGCCCACACGCUGGAACUACCGUACAUUUUCCCAGGCUUCUGUGGAGCAAGCGGCAAAGCAUCACCAUUGAGCAAGCCGCAGCAAGCUCUGGCCAUGCAGAUGGUCCGCUACUGGACCAUGUUUGCACGGUAUGGUACACCGAACAAAGUGUCUAAUAAAGAAGAUGGCAUAGCACAAGCGGCACCGAAGUGGAAUGCAUACGAUGCUGAAGAGGAUAACAUCAUGCUACUUCAAGCAGCAGAACCUAGUGAGAUGAUCAAGGGUUGGGGUGAACGGCAUAACUCCGACUUUUGGGAUGCUUUCUACUAA